Molecule: messenger RNA, 970 nt
Organism: Photinus pyralis (common eastern firefly)
Lineage: Eukaryota; Metazoa; Arthropoda; Insecta; Coleoptera; Lampyridae
Product: DET1- and DDB1-associated protein 1
Exons: 4
Coding region: 167-460 (97 amino acids)
Biological process (GO): positive regulation of proteasomal ubiquitin-dependent protein catabolic process
Cellular component (GO): Cul4-RING E3 ubiquitin ligase complex
Source: RefSeq, a predicted model, not a curated record
UCCUUCAAUGUUUUGUUUUGACAGUUUUCACACUAGCAUGCAAUCUUUUCGUCUUUUGAGUUAGUUAAUUUUCUCACGUAAUUCCUGUUUUAAACUUCUAAAUUAUAAAACCUUAAAUCUUUGGAUUGAAUUAAAAAAAUCUACAGUCUUACGAAAUUCAAACAAAAUGUCUGUUGCAGAGUUUCUAAAAGGGUUACCUUCUUAUAAUGAAGACAAUUUUUCAAAAUUUCACGCAGAUAGCAACGCAAGAGUUUCAUUAAAAAAGCCAUCCGUCUACAUUCCCACAAAAGAUUUUCCAUCGGAGCAAGUAAUAGUGACAGAGAAAACCAGCAUACUCUUAAGGUACCUACAUCAACAUUGGGAUAAAAAGAAGAAAAGAGAUCACAUAUCUCUCGAUAAUGCAGACGAUUGCAAUCAGUCACGGAAAAGGCCUAGAAUUGACUGUGUCGGUACACCGUAAGCAUUUGGUUUUUCAAUAGAAGUAUUUAUUUUCUUUGUAAGAUUUUUAUUUAAUUCUGUAUUUCAUUGUUAAGUGUUGAAUAAGUUUUCUCGCAUAAAUUAGUUUAUCCCUAGCUCGUAAGGUUUUGUAAAGUAUCUACCAAUAAUGAGGUAGGUAACUUAUCCUACUUUGGUAAUUAUUACUUCCUGGGAAAAUUUGGUAUUCGAUCAAAACAUUGUUCUAGAGGUAGGUGCCAAACGGAUAGUCACUCAUCAAAACUGAAGACGCAUUUAAAAUUAAAUUUGUGUAGCUAAGCUACGAUGCUAUUUCAAAUCAUGUUCAAAUACCUUGUCGAUUUAAAGUAGUUAGGUUAUAUGUCGAACAUGUUUACCUAAAAGAGUACCGACGUAUAUCUUAUAGGAUAUCGUAAGAUUUUAUAAACAAUUAAUGUUAAAAUUUGAUGUACAUGUCUUAAAGUAAUGUUAUGUAAUGUUUAGAGGAAUCGACUCAAAUAUAAUAUGUUUUACAAUC